Molecule: messenger RNA, 5778 nt
Organism: Python bivittatus (Burmese python)
Lineage: Eukaryota; Metazoa; Chordata; Lepidosauria; Squamata; Pythonidae
Source: RefSeq, a predicted model, not a curated record
AGGAAACACUGCCUGCAAGGGGGGGCGGGGGGAGCAGUUCCCUGACGGCCACCAAAAGCUGCUGGAAUGUUUUGUGGAGAAAUGGAAAGGAGACCAAGCCGUUAUACCUUUUCUCCUGCUGGAUUCUCCCCACCGGCUUUUCCUCCCCUUUUCUUUCCUUCUUGAUCGGCCGACACUCUGAUCUUCCUUUUCACAGAAAAUUGUGAGGCGUCGACAGACGGGGCCGCGGGUUCCAAACCCUUUCCUUCCUUGUGCUCAGGAGCCAUGCACUCUCCCAAAAAGGGUUUGAUUUGCAACUUAAACCACGUUCACUUGCAACACAUCUCCUUGGGGCUCCACCUCUCGCGCCGCCCGGAACUCCAGGAAGAGGACAGCGCCUUGAUGCCAUCAAUGGAACAAAUGAGUUGCCAUGAAUGUCAGCAGCACGGUGGUAACCUGGUCCCCGGGCUGGUGGACGCCAAUUCAAACAACCCAUCCUUGCCAUGCCGGUGUUGCGAGGCUCACGCUGUAUCAUCGGAGGUCAAACAGGGCCUCCAGACCCAACCCUCCUUGACCAACUGCCCAACUGUGAACCGUGAGGAAGAAGAAGAGGAGGCGGAGGAGGAGGAAGAGGAAGAAGGAUCUCCUUCAGAUCCAACUUCCUCCUCCAUUAGCAGCUGCUCGGACCUCAGUCUGGACGAGUCUCCUGUCUCAGUGUACUGCAAGCCUUUCCCUGCUAAACAGGCCCAAAGUCCAGAAAGUCAACCCAAUAUUGUACCCUUGGAGGACACCCAGAAUGUCCUUUCCCUGGCCAACAAAGAGAAAGGUCCAAACCUUAACAUCCACAUGGGUGAACAUCCAGAGACCCAAGUCUGGGAUAGUCCAGACAGUCUGUACAGCAGCAGCUCAUUGGGGUCCUCGUCAGACACCAGUCCUCCCUGCCCAGAAAGUCUGGUUGAGUCAACCCAUGCAGGGUCCAUCAAAGCUCCCCCACUUGUUCCACCCCCCGUCCGCCCCUGCAGGGCGCCUCCUGCUGUGCCAGUGAUCUCCCGUCUUGGCCCAGAACUGGAUUCCAACUGCAAUGCUCUUCCAGCCCAGGAGCUCAAGUCCAACAACAUCUCCUUGGGGCAAGUGGACAUCAACUCCAACCGAGCCAUGCCCGUGGGGUCUCGUUUUGGAAGUGUGCCUCCUCCGGUGCCUCCUAGGACCAAGAGGGGGCUUCAGGGGUUGAGGAGAAGUGAAGGAGGGAAACCAUGCCCAGAGGUAGUCGCGCCUGCACCAGUCGAGUACCGGUUCCACCACAGCGAACCGCAAGGUGAAGCCUCCAAGAAGACCAUCACUUCUUUCCAUGAGUUGGCGCAGAAACGGAAGAAAGUUUCAGCGACGCCACCCAUUCUCCAGACCAAGAAAGACCAAAGCGAUUGGUUGAUUGUCUUUUCCCCCGACACGGAGAUGCCUCCAUCUCAUGAACUCUCCUGGGGAAACAGGCAGGAGACCACCAGGCCCCUGAGCUCCCCAGUGGAACCAUCCAACCCCAGCAACAGCCUCCAACGAGGGAUCAUCACCUUCAAGGAGCUCCGCUAUCGCAAGCAGAACAGCCAACUUGCCACCAAGGUGGGCAACCCAGCGCAUCGCCGGGCAAUGCCUGGGCAAGGGGUCCCCGAUGGCCACGCUGGGCAAGAGAUGAGUGACUCAGAGCCAACCCCGAGUGGACAUUUCUGGGGCUCGAAGGAAAUCCCGCCGCGGAGGAAGAUGUCUCGACUGGGUCUGCAGCCUAUCGUUGAAGGAGGUUCUGAAGAUGGAGCGGAUGGAGAAGUCAAGGAGAAGCAGCUUGAAAGAACUUUGGAGACCAAGCCCCAGGCGAGGCGGGAUCCUGACCUUUGCAGGAAAGCCGAGCAAGGAGACAGGAGGAUCGCUAAGGCCUCCGGUCUGGCCUUUUGCCCACGGCUGAAGACCCUGUCCUGCGAAGACGUCUGCUUGCUGGCCGGCGGGCAGGGGCCCCCUUUCGACGCGCUGUCCCCAGACGAGCUGCUCCCCGUCCGCCUCUCGCCCAUCGGGGCGUACUCCCCUCCGGCUAGAAGCAUCCUCCCCUUCCUCAACAGCCCCGAUCUGGCCGUGCUGUUUUCCCCCUUCUUCCCCUCCAGCAAAACCUUCCCCAUCUUAGCUUUUCCCACCCACCAGGUGCCCGAGCUGUCACUUGGAGCCCGAGAUCCCCGGGGAAACCAGGUUGGAAGGGGUCCCUGGGGGAGAGUGUCCCGGGACACCAUGCCAGCCAAGGAUUCAGGAGCCCCCCAGCAACUUCGACAUUCUCAGUCCUUUGGCGGAGUCCCAUUGCAAGGGCGCCCGUGGAGGACAGAGGCGGGCCAAGUUUCUACCCAGCUUCGGCAACAGAAAAAGGCAUUGCUUAUGGCAGUCAGUGCCUCGGUGGAUAAAAUCGUGGCUCAUUUCAGCAGCGCAAGGAACCUCGUCCAAAAGGCUCAGCUGGGAGACAGUCAACUCACCCCAGAAGUGGGGUAUUUGGUCCUCAAUACCCUCUGCCCCGCCUUGCAUGCCCUGGUGGGUGACAGCCUGAAGCCUUUCCAGAAGGACGUCAUCACGGGACACAGGCCCAGUUCUCCUUGGAGCGUCAUCGAAGCCUCUGCCCGGCCUGGUCCCCACACCCGAUCCUUCACCGAGCUGUACUGGCGGGUGUCUCGGCUGGCCCCGCUCCGGAGCAACCACCAACGUUUCCACGCUUUCAUCCUGGGCCUCCUGAACCUGAAGCAAGUGGAAGAGUGGUUUGCACAGCUGCAAAACAAUUCAGAGCUGAUCUCCGCCCUCUACCUGCCCACCGCUUUCCUGCUUAUCAGCCAGAGGUUCUGCCGACGCUGGGCUGAGGAACUACUUCUCCUGCUGCAGCCCCUUUCGGUGCUCACCUUUCAGCUGGACCUGCUGUUUGAGCACCGUCACCUGCCCCUCAACGUCCGGCCGAUGGCUCCGCAAAGCAACCCCUCUCCUGAGCCGGGUGCCAGCCCCUGGGAAGGGCCCGGGCUGACCCCGGUGGAUUCAUCCAAGCCCCAGAUGUCUUUGGCCGAUCUGGGCUUUGGGGCUCCAUCCAGCCCCUGGCAGACACUGCCUUUGCCUCAAAGGCUGCUGGAGUGGAAAGAUCGGGUCACUGGCACGCUGCGUGGCCAUGGAAGCCCACCCCAGCGGCAGCCCCGUGCCCAGCCCAGCCGGGACGAAACCCAAGACAAGCCGCCGGGCUGGUGGAAGCCGCUGGGGUGGAUUUCCAGCAUCCAGGUUUUGGACCCCAAAGAGGACGCUCCCCUCCGCUCACAGUGGACCAAGCUACGGAUGGCUCUGGGGGAGGCCGUCAAAGAGAGCCGAGCCGCGGCCGGAGACGCCGGUGCCGAGCCAGAAGGACGCCCCCAACGGCCCAUCCCUGGGAAAAAUAACUCCGAGACAGAAAAACAGCCAUCGGUCUGCAAGGGGGAAGGCUUGGCUGCAGCGAUCCCGAAGCCGGGAGUGGCUACCCCUGAGGCAGGAGAAGUCUAUCUGGAAGAAACACGGGAGGAGAAUUCUGAGGCUGAAAGUGGGAAAGAACGGUGGCUCGGAUGGCUGUUUGGAGCAAAUUCCCCAGGGGCUCCUAAUGAAAUGGAUUCAAGUCUACCCAGGUCCAGGUACGUGGCAGGGACGGCCUUCACUUGCGCCAUUCACGCGCCGACCCCCGUGAAGAAGGGGGGACCGUCCGAAAAGAGCUGGCAAGAUGUCGGGGGGGAGCCGAAUCCCCCAUACCCAUCGCAGACCUACAAAGCCGUGCGGGCCCUCUGCGACUACACGGGCAGCGAAGCCGGGCAUCUGGCCUUCCACAAAGGCGACAUCCUGCAGGUGAUGGAGACGGUGGAUGAAGACUGGGUCCAGUGUUUCUCUGGAGACUGCCAGGGCCUCGUGCCCGUGGGCUACACUUCCCUCAUCUUGUGAAAUGGUGGGGCGGGCAGGGUGGAAUGAGGAUGCUGGGUCCGGGGGAAGGAAAAGCCCCCUCCCGUUAACCCUCCAAACUGUUAAAAAAAAUAUAUAGCAAAUUACAAAGCAGCGUGGCAUCAUGGACCAGGGUUCCUCGCUCGGCAAAAGCAUCACCGGGGGCUACUUUACAGCCGGGCACCGUUUCUACCAACAUCAAGAUCACCAUUUUGGCUCCUGCUGCAAUGUUUUGCUCUGCUUCCUCUAACCUGGCAGCCUUUAACUGGGUUGCCCAUCCUCCCCAGUCUGAAGCUGGCUGGGGAUGAUGGGGGAAUCCGUACCCCAGGCCUUGGAGGGCGCCUGGACCAGUUUCCAUGUUCUCCGCCUGGAAUCCGAGAUUUUUAUUUAUUUUACGCGUGUCUGCUGCCCUCGCCGGCCGUGCGCCCCACCAAAAGAGCAUUUUCCUGUAAUGUGUAUAUUGAAUAUAUCUGUGUACAUAUAUAGAGAUGGAUAUAUAUAUAUAUAAUUUAAUCUUUUCUGCUGGUUCGGUCGGACCUCCACUGCUUCUAAGGCAAGAGCGGACGUCCUUUGCAUCGAUCAGGGUUAGGGUUAAUCCCUUCCCAAAUGAUCUAUCAAUGAAUCCCUUCCGAAAUCAGCCCCCUCGGCUUUCUAGGGGACGUCGUGUACGUUGGAGGGGGAAAUAAAAAGAUUGUUAAGAUGUGAGCCGACGCCAGCUCUUGUGCAUCCGAGUCCCAAAGCCAGAUGCAUGGGGAGGAACAAAUUAGCAAGUCAAACUCCGUUGCUAGGAAUCAGCCCGGCCCUCUUGGAGAAUUUUGGCUUUUAUUUGCCUUUCCCAAUGUUUAUUUUUGUAUUUUUUUUCAUCUUUUGGGGGUUCCUUCUUGUUUGUUUUGACCAUUGAGUCCUAACUCAAGAUUAUGACCACAAAGACCAUCACCUUCAGCUCCCCCUGGUGGUGCAGGAUGGAAACAGAACCUUUUUUAAAAAAAAAAAAUGCUUAGAGGUGGGCAGUUGUGAAAGGGGUCUUGUCCGUCUCUUGGGGGAGAAAAAAGCUCGUUUUAAACGCAAAUGGAGCCACGAGGGGCGAGGAGUUAUUCUUUUAAUCACUGAAAAACUCAGGGGGUUGCUUUUUAUUUUAUUAACUUUUUUUUUUAAAAAAGGGAUGUUCCUUUAGGCGAGCUUCCCCCCCCCUUUUAAUGUCCUUUUUAAAAUUUCUGCAAAGCUGCCCAGAGCCCUCUUGCGCUUGGGCAGCCUAGAAAUGUGAUGAACAAACAAAUAAAUCGUAUAUAUACAAGGGCUCCGGGCAGGGUGUUGGUUGAAGAUUUCAAAGCUUCGCGACAGAUGCUGAGAAUUUGGAGCCGGCACGCGAAAGGGAGCCUCCAGGGUCAGGAGCAGCCUAUCUGGGAACACACACCACGCAUCUUUUGGAAAUCAGCCGCUGCAAAACAAGCUCUUGGCUGCUCCAAAGCUUGGUGGGGAGGUCGGCGAGUGGACAAAGAGAGGUUUUCACCUUUGUCCUCAUCGGAGGUCUAUUUAGCCAAAGUUUAGCCGUGGUGCAACAGAACAGCUGUGACUGGGAACUACGGGGGCAGAGGCCGCCUUUGCCACGAAAGGAAGAUUUGUGUGUUAACGUGGCUGGGCCUGAAUCGGAGGCGAGGGAGGAACGACCUUCGUCUCACGAUCACAAACCCAAGUUUAGGGGGGGCUUACCGUGUCCUACAAAAGGUUAAUGCGCUCAAGGAAAGGUGGCCAAAGGAUUGGUUUCCCCCCAGCGGAUUCUGCAUAAAAAUUGCAUUAAGAAGUCAAUGGCAGCACCCCUCCCGAAAAACAGCCCCCGUUUAC